GGAGUUGAAAUUGUCAUAUAAAAGCGACAAGUCGGCUAUAGUGCGAAGUAGAUUUGCAAAGAUUUCCCCUGUCUCUGCUUUUUGUCUUUUCGUUUCCCAAAAGCAGAUCUCUUUCUCUCUCCGUGAUCUUCCAAUCCCACCCACCAUUCAUUCAUUCAAUUCAACCAAGCCCACCACCCCUCAUAUAUAUACAAAACUGGUGCUUUGUUUCCCAAAUGUAUGUAUAUGUAUAUUCAUCUCUCCCAAGCAUAUAGUUGCAGCUGAGGUGUUUGUGGAAAAUCCCAGGACAGGGAAAUGGCUGUUGAAGAUAUCGGGAGCGGUUGCUCUUCAAGCGGUGAUCAAGAAUUCCAUGUUCUAGCUGUGGAUGAUAGUAUUAUUGAUAGGAAGGUCAUCGAGCGGUUGCUCAAGAUUUCUUGUUGCAAAGUGACAGCUGUGGAAAGUGGGAGUAGAGCUCUGCAGUAUUUAGGCAUAGAUGGGGAGAGAAGCUCUCUUGGAUUUGAUGAAUUAAAGGUGAAUCUGAUAAUCACGGACUAUUCCAUGCCUGGAAUGACUGGAUAUGAACUACUAAAGAAGAUUAAGGGUUCGACGAAGUUGAGGAAAAUACCGGUGGUGAUCAUGUCAUCUGAGAACAUUUUGGCUCGAAUCGAUAGGUGCUUGGAAGAAGGGGCAGAGGACUUCCUUAUGAAACCGGUGCAGCUCUCGGAUGUGGAGAGAUUGAGAGAUUUCAUGUUGAGAGGGGGGGAGGAUAGGGAGGUGGUGGGAUGCAAGAGGAAGACUCGUGAUGAUUCUUGCUCCUCCUCCGUCCUCAGCUGCGACCGCGAUCACCCCUUGUCUCCAAUAUCAGUAUCCGCAAUGGCACACUGUAAGCCUAUAAGUAAGCGCUCGAGGCUGCUGGCCACUGAUUGAGACCGGCUGCUGGACGUUUAUGGCUUGGUUGUGACACACACGACGUGGUGAUUCUUGCUCCUUGUCUUGUCUCCAAUAUCAGUAUCCGCUAUGGGCCUAUGGCACAUUGUAAGCACUCGGGCUGCUUGCCACUGAUUGAGACUGGCCGCUGCUCGACGUUUAUGCCCAUACACAACAUUUUAUUGGGCAGCUUGUAACUGCCCUUCAGCGCUUUAGAGGGAGCCUGGAAUUACAUGAAAACUGAGUCAAGAUAUUCAAGAAAGAUGUUUGAAGGCAAUGAGGAUGCAAAUUUUUUCAAUGGUUCGUGCUGCCUCGGAUUUCUAUUUUUGAACAUAAGGUUGGUAGAAAUUUAGGAAAUAGGGAUUGAAAAUUUGGUGGUAAAUAAUUAAAUCCGUGUUAGCUAACUAACAGUAGUAGAAAUAUUUGCAAAUCGAAGCUUCACUUUUUUGUUUUGUAUCUGGCAGAACAGAAUUUUUUGCGUCCUUUCUCUUUUGAAAGGAGAAUCUAUUACCACGAUUAAAAGAA
Salvia splendens (bonfire salvia) is the source of this 1431-nucleotide messenger RNA. Its product is annotated as two-component response regulator ARR5. Lineage: Eukaryota; Viridiplantae; Streptophyta; Magnoliopsida; Lamiales; Lamiaceae. The coding region runs from base 295 to 906 and encodes 203 amino acids. The record is from RefSeq and is a predicted model, not a curated record. The transcript is spliced from 5 exons. Gene Ontology annotation, biological process: cytokinin-activated signaling pathway; phosphorelay signal transduction system.